UUCCUCUCUCACUCUCCAUCGACACGGCCACCUGUCUUUAUUCUCGUUCUUCAACUUCCUGUCAUCCCGCCAAUCCUUUGUUCGUAUACCGCCUCAGCUGUACUCCAUUGGACGACGCCAUCCCUGGUCACAUGCCCAACGUUCUCUAGCUUUAAUACCUUUCUGUCCCCUUGGAAGCUCAAGGCAUCGAGCAGCUCCUUUUAGCCAAGGCCACUCUAACCCCUUCUUCUUGAUCCAAAGGCCUUCUCCUGGACCUGAGGACCCUCUCCAAGGCCUUGUUCAUCCAACUAUGUUACCGACCCCUCCUGCGUCUCCCACACUCGAUGGCUUUUGCUCUCCAGAAGACCGCCUAGGCCAAGUCCUCGCAGGAAAGAUCCACUUGACCGGGAUCCUUGGAAUAGGUGCCUAUGGUGUUGUCUACACAGCCGUAGACAUCCAGACCAACGUUCCCUAUGCAGUCAAAGCACUCAAUAAGCGCGGUUUGGAGCCCCGCCAACAGAAAUUCCAGCAGAGAGAAAUCCACCUCCAUGUCAAGGCCAGCGCCCACCCCAAUGUAGUCUCCGUGGUGAAGAUCCUCGAGGCAUACGACUGCACCUAUGUGGUCAUGGAGUAUUGCCCGGAGGGGGACCUCUUCACCAACAUCACCGAGAGAGGUAUGUUCAUUGGCAAUGACGCCCUUAUCAGGAUGGCCUUCCUUCAGAUCCUGGAUGCCGUGGAGUUUUGCCAUUCGAACAGCAUCUUCCACAGGGACCUCAAGCCCGAGAACAUCUUGGUCACAGACCAAGGCAUGACCUGCAAGCUCGCCGACUUUGGUUUGGCAACUUCUGACCACGUGACCUCGGAUUUUGGAUGCGGUUCGACCUUCUACAUGUCGCCAGAAUGUCAAACUCCAACACCAAAGCCGUACGCCUGUUAUGAGACUGCGCCCAAUGAUGUAUGGAGCCUUGGCGUCAUUCUCGUGAACCUAACCUGUGGACGCAACCCCUGGAAGAGAGCCUCGUUCGAGGACAGCACCUUCCGCGCCUACAUGAGGGACCCAAGAUUCUUGAGGACCAUACUUCCUCUCUCCCCUGAGCUGGAUUCCAUCCUGAGGCGAGUAUUUGAAUUGGACCCUUCCAAGAGGAUCACCCUUCCCGAACUUCGAUACUUGAUCCAACAUUGUCCGCGCUUUACGUCCUCAAAGUCCGCCAUGGCCUCCCCCUUGCCUUCUCCGACUACUAGUCCUGUUGGGUUCGCUGGAGUCGGAGCUUCCCAAGCAUGUUACGGGGCCCCUGAAGUGCCUUCCAUGGCCCCGCUUCCUCCGCCAUAUGCGUCCCAAGCCGUGGAGGCCCCGUAUCAGAUCCAGUCUGCCUCUAAUGGGAGCACUGGUUCGGACAGUUCCGUCUUCUCUUCUUCCUCUUCCGUCUCGUCCGAUUCCUCUUCGUCUUCAUUCACCCACGUCAAUCCAACGCCACAAAAAGUUCCGGUACAGGCUGGCCAUUCGAUAUACGUUCCUCCUCCGACCCCUAAUGCUUGGUUUACACCUUUCUUCCAAGCCGCGAGUUUGGUCAAGCGUAGACACGCUUGCUUCCAACCGCCAAGGUUCCAUGCUCCGCUUUCUGCCUGUGGCUAAUCGUCCCGGCGCCAUUUCCUCUACCAGCUCGUAAUAGCCUUUUAUCUCUUGAAAGCUUACGAUGAGACGAUGCGGUUCUAUCUCACCCGGUGUUGGGCGGCUGUUGAUGGCGUUUCCUUCCACCUUAGAUUU
This is a messenger RNA of Westerdykella ornata, 1744 nucleotides long. RefSeq names its product Pkinase-domain-containing protein. Bases 290 to 1612 code for a protein of 440 amino acids. Gene Ontology annotation, molecular function: ATP binding; protein serine/threonine kinase activity. The record is from RefSeq and is a predicted model, not a curated record. Gene Ontology annotation, cellular component: cytoplasm. Gene Ontology annotation, biological process: peptidyl-serine phosphorylation; autophagy. The transcript has 2 exons. NCBI's taxonomy places the organism in Eukaryota, Fungi, Ascomycota, Dothideomycetes, Pleosporales, Sporormiaceae.